Sclerotinia trifoliorum is the source of this 1724-nucleotide messenger RNA. The record is from the annotation of a GenBank genome assembly. Lineage: Eukaryota; Fungi; Ascomycota; Leotiomycetes; Helotiales; Sclerotiniaceae.
GUUAACUUUUGGCUCUACGGAGUAUGUACUCAAAAUGUUUUCUUUGGUGAGGCGCCAUUCAUAAGGCGAUUCAAUUCACUUACAAGAUCUCUUAGUGACUUCCUAGUUUGGUGGCAGUCCAAGUCAGAUUACAACUUGUUGAUAGACCUAAUUUGUUCCCUUCCGCUCAACAUUUAAUAAGGAAGCAAGACAUCUCGAUCAAACUGGCCAAGAUGGAGGAUACAUCCUCUGACCGAACUACCACCCAAGGACAUGAAAUGGAUAAUUCUCUCCCUGAACGAACCACCACCACAACACCCAAAAUGGAGCAAAAGGAUCUUCAUCAGAGUGCUCCUCGGCAUUUAAAAGAAGCAUUCAAGCUUUACAAACAGACUACUUAUACUCCAACCGAAGAUUCUCCUUCUAUUGCUGGUGUUAUCAACCUAGAAAGCCUACCUGAAGAGGUACGAAACAUAGCCUUUAAAUGUUUUAUGAAAGGAGCUCCUCCUUCCGAGUCAUCAUUACCCAAACCCUCCCACAGCCAGAAUUCAUUUGGCUCGCCAGACCAUGAGCCGUCCCUACCUAAAUCGCAACUGGAAGGUUCAUCGUAUGGGUCUGAGGUCAUACCUGGUAGGAAAUAAUACUUUUCCUUUCUUCUAGCACAACUUUAAAUCAUGAGAGAAAAUCAACCCAUUUAAAAGAAUCCUUUUUUUUUUGGGAAAGGCCAAGUCAUUAUAUUGUUUUAUACCUAAUUCUUGUAGUAUCUAUCAAAGUACAUCGUCUUUCUUUCUAUAUUAUUCUUCCGCAAUUUCCUAAUAGCCCUCGUCAAGCAACUUCUAAUUAUGAUCUAGGGCUCAUGGUCUUUCCAUCUCUCAUCCCCCCAGAGGUUCAAAAAGAGUUGAUUCGGCGAAUAGUACACCGUGAUCUUUUGGACCCAAAACAUAUGACCAACCUACAUGCCCAUUACGAAGUCGAAUUCCCUCCAUCAGGAACUGCUUCAGGAGAAUCCAUUGUCGCUAAGCCUAAAGAUCCCAUGAUACAUCCCAAAGCAUUAAAUUACUUGGAAGUCAUGACAAAAAAGUUGCGCUGGAUUACUCUUGGAGGGCAAUAUGAUUGGACAAAUAAAGUAUACCCAGAAGGGGAGCCUCCCAAAUUUCCCAGUGACAUUGCGAAUCUUAUUGAAGGUCUUUUCCCUGAUAUGGAACCUCAAGCAGCUAUUGUCAAUUUCUAUUCUCCGAAAGAUACCCUACAAUUACACCGGGAUGGUGCAGAAAGUGUCGAUCGUGGCCUGGUCAGCAUCAGUCUUGGUUGUGAUUGUAUCUUUAUGAUCGCCUUGGACAACCCGAAAGCCGGAAAAGACCAUCUUGCCAUUCGUCUGAGAUCUGGCGAUGUACUAUACAUGAAGGAAGAGUCACGCUUUGCUUGGCAUGGAGUUCCAAAGAUAAUUCCUCGCACAUGCCCAAAGUACCUCGAACAACUCAAGUUAGAUAUAAAAGAAUUUCCACAGUUUAUGGUGGAUAAAAGAAUCAAUUUGAAUGUGCGACAAGUGCGAGAGCGGAAGUCGGACAGUUGAUUCGCCAAUUUCGAUCUAUUUUAGCCCCUUACGUUAACAUGCGAUAGUUUCCGACUAACAUGUGGCCUACCCGAUGCAUUGAUAACAUCCCACACACUAAAUUCACUUAUCUCUUUGAGCGGAAAUUUCAUAUAAGAGAGUUCUAUCCGGCUGUUUUGCAGCAUCAACUCCC